Molecule: messenger RNA, 1220 nt
Organism: Fusarium verticillioides 7600
Lineage: Eukaryota; Fungi; Ascomycota; Sordariomycetes; Hypocreales; Nectriaceae
Exons: 1
Coding region: 381-809 (142 amino acids)
Source: RefSeq, a predicted model, not a curated record
AGGCGCUAGAGAUUUCUCAAUAACUCUCAUUUAUUACCUGUGUUGGCAGCCUAAAGCCUGACCGUAUAGGCGGCAGUCAAACUACAUAGUUUCAAUAUGCCCACAAGUACCGUCUUGCCUCUUAUUCCUUAUUUCUGACGCUCUACGUUGUCUCCCUUUGCAAUUUAAGCGCAACCGCUUUACCUGAAGGCUGUGGUGGGUCUUUGGGCACUGUCAGUAUCACUUCAGCACAUAUUCAGGGACUCAGGUGGACCUGUUCGAGCAUCGACCCAAGCUCUGUACCGGGAAGCGGUGACAAUCUGCUACUCUCACAUUCGACUCAAAGCGAUGUGAAGAAAUGCGGAGCAUAUUGCGGUAAUCACUUCUUACCCGCCGACGUCAUGGCAGCUUUCUGGUACCCGUAUAACUCGACGUGCCAGUGUUGGAACAUUGGAUUAGUUAAGGGCAGCUUUACUGCAGCUCGGCAUAAAACCUCCAACAUCACCCUCGUCGACUUCUACGAUAGGCCGCCCAGCCCUGCGGUCAAAUUUGGUGUCUUUACCUGCCCAGCUGGUGCGUAUAGCGCCAAAAUGUCGACUUACGGUUCUUGCGGCCCUUUGAUUGUCACCCCUGCCAGUGCUCUUUUGGUUAAAGGCACAUCAGCCUUGCUUACUUGUAGGAGCGUCAAGGCAGAGUAUGCAAUCCAGAAUAGUAAAGGGACCUUUGAUUGCUACAAGGGACUGUCGAAAGCCAAGUACCAAUAUCACUACUCGUCGAAGCUCACUCUAUACGACCUUGUUGACUUUCCAGCACCUAAGGCAAAGAAAUAGUGAGCCAAAUUGACACUUGGAUUGAGCUUGAAUCAACAAGUGGAAGAGGGAACAGGUUAUGGAGGCGCUCUCUACUGUUUUCUACCUUAAUCUGCAGUUUUACCUGAACCAGAAGCGAGGCGAAGCUAGAGAUGCCAUAAAGGUACUGUUAGAAGGGAUUAACCUUGGAGAAGACAGAUUGAGGGAUGACUAGUUCAAUUACAUACACUAUUUGGGCUGUUGACUCCGGGGGUAGUAUACCAAUAUGGGCCUGUGUCUUAUUAGGCUAAAGUGGUGCAUGGUAAGAAAAGGCCUUUAUCCUAGAUAAUCAAUUUCCGGAUUAGUUUUUAACGCAUUUUCUGUUAUAAACCCUAACUACUGAGUAUGGAUAUUAGCUUUUAUUAACCUAAGAUUUUACCCCGGUAUGAGCCC